CGAGCUCGGUGGGAAAAGAGAGGAUACCCCGCUGGGUCGGCUGGCGGCCUCGGUGUGGGUCCCAACGCCGCAACCCUGCACCGCUCCCGCCUUCGUCCUAGGCUCCGCGGCCUUGGGCACAGCGGAGGCAGAGGAGCUCUGGGCCAUCGUACCUGGAGUAGAGCAGAACAUUUAUUAUGCCUGUGCUCCCUUUGGACUCUUUGGAAAUUGUACACUGACAUCUCCUGGGAUUUAAUCUGGAGUGUGCAGACUGGUGCCUAAAAUGGAAGUAGAUAUUAAUGGAGAAUCCAGAAGUACCCUGGCCACCCUGCCCUUGCCUGUGGCUGAGGCCAGCUCUCCAGGGAAGGCUGAGACGGAGAAACCCCGCUGCUCCAGCACACCCUGCUCCCCUAUGCGGCGAACUGUGUCAGGCUACCAGAUCCUCCACAUGGACUCUAACUUUUUGGUUGGCUUCACAACGGGUGAGGAACUCCUGAAGUUAGCCCAGAAGUGCACAGGAAGUGAAGAGAGUAAGGGAGAAGCCAUGCCUUCCUUGCGUUCUAAACAGCUAGAUGCGGGACUUGCACGUUCCUCUCGUUUGUAUAAAACCAGAAGUAGGUACUACCAGCCAUAUGAGAUUCCAGCUGUCAAUGGCAGGAGGCGAAGGCGGAUGCCCAGCUCAGGAGACAAGUGCACUAAAUCUUUACCUUAUGAACCUUAUAAAGCCCUCCAUGGGCCUCUGCCUCUUUGUCUUCUUAAAGGUAAGAGGGCUCACUCCAAAUCUCUGGACUACCUCAAUCUAGAUAAAAUGAACAUCAAGGAGCCAGCUGACACAGAAGUGCUACAGUACCAGCUUCAACACCUAACCCUCAGAGGGGACCGGGUGUUUGCUAGGAAUAAUACAUGAAUGUCUUGGCAGAAAGUGUAAACCAGUUUAGGUCAGCCUACAGUUGGCUAGAAAAAUCCACUGCUGUACUCUGUACAUGACUCUUCACAUUAUAGAUGGUUAUAUCAGCUAAGUGUUCUUGGAACAUAAAAAUAGUUUGAAUCAAAUUUUGGAUACAAGAAUGAAAUUACAGGUACUUGGGAGAAAAUCAUUCUAGCGCACGCAACUGCAAAAAAACCAGAAUGUUAACUAUUAGUUUGUAUAGCUUUUUAGCUAGAAAAAGGUUUUGGUACAGUAACACCGUCUUUAUGGUUCUGACACUCAAAUCGGGAAUGUAAUUGCUUAGUUGUUGCUGACUUGGUAUGAUUCAUUAGAAAUUUAUAUCUUAAGUACUCAAGUACUUCUUUAAUCUCUGUAUUUUACUAUGAAAUGUAUGUAAUGAUUUGUUUUAUGAAAUUAAGAACUUGAACAUUGCUGAAUUGGACCACUUUUUAUUUUUAAAUAUUGAGUUUAAAUAUUUUAUAACUGGUUUUGCACUGAAAAAAAAAGAAACACUUAACAUUUCAGAUUGACAAGAGAAUAAUCUUUCUUUACUUGCCUCAGUAAUAUUAUUGAGCAAUGAAUUUUUUUAUUUCCGCAUGGAAAGUUAUUGAUCUUCUCUAUGGUUGUAAAAUAUUUCUUUAUAGCGUUAUUAAAAUGUGUCUUACUAAAAUGAAAUUUGGGAUACAAAGUAUUUAUUUUACAAUGAGUAGGGGUGGGGGGAAGCUUUUCCAGAAAGUUUCCAAUAUGAAGUUUUCGUAAGUUGAAAAUGUUUCCUCAGUUCUUAUUUUCUAAUUUAAAAUUCAUCUGGAACUUUACUAUGGAAAGGAUUCUUUUAAUUGUGGAUUAUAGGCAUAAUACUGUUUGCAUCCGAAUGUUCUGUAAGUGAAUGGAACUUUAAUAGAUGAACUCAUGAUUUCUAUAUCGAAUGCUUAAACUAAGUAUGAAAUGAUACCACUCAGCAUGACAUCGGGUCAUUCCAGUUUUAGUUCUGUGUAGCACAAGCACUCAUCGAAAUUCCAGUUUCUAGGAUUAGUGUAUGAGCCUCAAGUACUUCUACAGUUUUAAUGGGUUAAUCCUGGAUUACUUAAAAAUUUAUGUCAAUUGCACUGGUUUAAUUUGUUGCUAAAGGAAUAAUGCCCAGGCUUUAGUAACAAAUGCAGCUCAACUAUUCUUGACUAUAUUUUGAAGGGGGAAAAAAAAAUACAUAUGUAUCUUACUUUUGUAAAAGUUUGUAAAAUUUCCCCCCCCCCUUUUUUUUUUUUACUCUUAAAGGUGCAAUUUAUUACUGAAUUGUCAUUUCUGGCAGCACAGAACUGCUUAUUUUAAAAUUUGUUCUGAGAGCUGUGAGUUUCUUAGGUUAAUAUUAGCAAUCUCACUUAUGAAAUAGAAACACCUUUUAAUUAAUAAGUGGGUCUUUCCAGGUAUAAUUGUGAGUUUUCUUUAGCCAAAAUGAAUGGCAACUCUAUUUAGAGCAGAAUAAGUAUUAGAAAAACCCUAGGAACUCUCUUAAUCAGCAUUUAUUAUACUUUCACUGAGACAAGCCAUGUGAAAGAGCCUUGGGUAAAUUUGCCCAUAUAUUACCAAGUUGAUCAGAUUUCUUGGUAGGCUGGAAAUUUUCGGCUUUUGUAUAUUUCAAAGUAAAUUGCACCUUUGUAACAUAUUGUAUUGACAAAUGAUCACUGAGAUUAACUAUAUCUAUACAGUCAUUAGUUUGACAAGAAAUAGAAUCCUGUCAGAUGCCAAAGAGUUGGGAUUUUUACAUUUAAUGAUUAAACACCGUUAUUUAUUGAUGAUUUACCCUGUGGAAUUGUAUUAUUUCUAACUAUGAAAUAAAAGGGUGAUGUAAACACACAUUGUUUUGUUGUAAUUUAAAUGUGGGCCAACAUCGAUAUUCUAAUUAUUGUCCAAGAUUU
Messenger RNA from Elephantulus edwardii (Cape elephant shrew), 2820 nucleotides. RefSeq names its product chromosome unknown open reading frame, human C5orf30 (gene MACIR). The transcript has 3 exons. Lineage: Eukaryota; Metazoa; Chordata; Mammalia; Macroscelidea; Macroscelididae. Gene Ontology annotation, biological process: negative regulation of cytokine production involved in inflammatory response; negative regulation of fibroblast migration. The record is from RefSeq and is a predicted model, not a curated record. Bases 263 to 886 code for a protein of 207 amino acids.